AACAAACAAUAGAAAAUGAAGACUGCAAUAAAUUCAUUCGAGCUUUCGCUGUACUUCUUCGGUUGGAUAAUGGGAAAUUUGUUUUCUUUGUCGCUUUUAUAUACUGAACAAACAAAACGAAAAAAGACACGCAGCUGUAUAAAGUACGCAUAAUUGUGCCUUUUUUCGUUACGAGGGCAGUUUCGGUAUUCUACAGGAUAACAUCACAGAGAGUGCGAAGGAAUUGCAAGAUUUAAUACUGCCUUCCCCUUUCCAUCGCCUGGGAACUAGGAUAUUGUCAAUGCCAACAGCAAGUACAUUCCUUACCUGAAAGACUUGCAGCCAGGCUGGAGAUUUCUGAACAGGCUGAAAGAUGUGUCAGACACAGAAUGGAUGUGCUUCACAUACUAUUUCCACACAUCCUGGUCGUAUAUGUUUAUUCAAUUUGUGGUCACAGAAUUAAUAAGAAGAUAUAAAAGUUCUCUUCUAAAACCUUGGUAUAUAAUAUCAAGUAUAAUAUAUGUGUCAUUGUAUAUGUGUUUGAAGCAUCUGCUAUUUAUUUUUCUUCAGCCCAUACUUUGUUCCACUAUAAUAUUUUGUGGUGGCAAAAAAGCUAUUUUAUGGAUAACUGGCAUUUUGCUUCUUGGGAGUUUCAAUACAUUGAAGUUUAAAUAUUUAUUCUGGUACCUAGUAGACCGUGAAGAUUUACAAGAUGAGCAAAUUUAUCUGUUAAUGGGAUGCAUUGCAUGGAUUUUAUUGCGAUGCAUAAGUUUCUCCAUUGACUACAUUGAUAAUAAAGACUCAAAAAAUAUAUCUAAGUCUCAGACCUUUCUUAAUAUGCUGAGUUACGUUAUGUAUUUGCCAGUACUCUACUUGGGACCAGUGAUAUUGUAUAAAGAUUUUGAGAGAAGUUUUAGUUCUCCUGCCGAGCCACUAUUGGACAGAAUAAAGAGAUUUGUUUGUGACAUAUCUCUGUUCCUUUUAUAUUUUUUUGGUAUGGAACUUGCCUUGCAUUUUAUACAUUUCCAUGCGCUCAAAGAAAGAAUUGAGUUACUAAGAACCUUUUCAGUACUCGCCUUGGGUGGAGGAGGUUUAUGGAUGGGAAUCCAAUUUCAUGUUAAGUAUGUGAUUGCAUAUGGAAUGUGUGGAGCCUUAGCUAAAUUGGACAACAUUGAUUCCCCUCCAACACCAAGAUGUAUUGCCAGAAUACAUGUUUAUUCCCACAUGUGGAGAUAUUUCGACGUUGGUCUUUACCAGUUUUUAGUAAAGUACAUCUACAAACCAUUGUAUCUGACUCUCUCCAUAUACCCUAGACUACCUAAGCUUGCGAUUAAAAUGAUCUCAUCAUUAUUUACAUUUAUUUUUAUAUUCAUUUGGCAUGGGACAACAAAACAGAUAUUUGUAUGGUCUUUUUUAAAUUUCUUAGGCAUAAUACUAGAAACUUUAGGUAAAAAUAUUACUGAGACUGAAAAGUACAAGCGGUUUGUGAUCAAGUAUUUAAAAAGUGACGCUAUGGAGACAAGGUUUAAAGCUAUGAUGUGUACUCCACUUUUGAUUUUGUCAGCUGUUUCAAAUUUUUAUUUAUUUGGCGGUAUGGAUGUAGGAGAUCUUUACUUUCAGUGUUUCGUUAGGCCAAAAAUAUACGGCAUUUUUGUGAUUUGCUUGCCAAUGUACUGUUGUUGCCAAGUUUCAAUGGCGUUGCAGGAUGUACCAUCAAGAACAGAUGUGAAAAAAAUUACUGUAAGACGUGAAAGAAGCGAAACAAAUACUGUUAAAACAAACGUCAUUAAAACAGAGAGUAAUUCAAAGAAAAUUGAAUGAAAUUAUUAUCCAUACCAACAUUGACCAAUGUCAAUGUGUACCAAAAC
Molecule: messenger RNA, 1847 nt
Organism: Hyposmocoma kahamanoa
Lineage: Eukaryota; Metazoa; Arthropoda; Insecta; Lepidoptera; Cosmopterigidae
Gene: rasp
Product: protein-cysteine N-palmitoyltransferase Rasp
Exons: 5
Coding region: 373-1800 (475 amino acids)
Biological process (GO): protein palmitoylation
Cellular component (GO): endoplasmic reticulum
Molecular function (GO): palmitoyltransferase activity
Source: RefSeq, a predicted model, not a curated record